Messenger RNA from Arabidopsis lyrata subsp. lyrata, 2027 nucleotides. Its product is annotated as probable protein phosphatase 2C 76. The record is from RefSeq and is a predicted model, not a curated record. Gene Ontology annotation, molecular function: cation binding; protein serine/threonine phosphatase activity. The transcript is spliced from 9 exons. Lineage: Eukaryota; Viridiplantae; Streptophyta; Magnoliopsida; Brassicales; Brassicaceae. The coding region runs from base 442 to 1704 and encodes 420 amino acids. Gene Ontology annotation, biological process: protein dephosphorylation. Gene Ontology annotation, cellular component: nucleus; cytosol.
UCCAAUUGAAAAAAAGAAUAAUUAAAAAAAAAAACCCUACUGGAGUAUAUAAAACAGGGAUGCAUGAGUAGUGCCACGUUGCCGCUUCUGUUCGGUGUCCUCCUUCUCUCUCUCUCUCUACUCUACUCACCACCACUCUCUCUCUCCAUCUCUCUUGGAUUCUCUCAGAUUCCAUGGAAGCUCCAAAAAGCUGAUUCCUUCAGCCAAUUUGUUCUUCAACUCUUUCUCUCUCUCAGAUUCGGAUCCGUCGUCAGAUAGAUAACCACCGCGUCUUUUCCGAUCCGAUUCGUUUCUUUUCGUCAGAAAAAAAUAUACUAGGAUUCCGUUUCCGCCACAGAUCCUUGAUUUGAUUUGGAUUCUUUUCCCUCUUCGAGUUUGAUUCCAGAACAUACCUUCUCCUGUAUUGGAGAAACUGAAUUAAGUUAAGAUUUGGCUAGUUAGAUGGUAUGCAGCAGUUUCAUAAGGAGUUUCAUUCUUCAAGCUGGUGGUCAUAUUGGGGUGUUGGCUCAAGGAAGACAUCAGUUUAAUCAUAUUAAGAAGACUUUCAGUGUUGGUUUUGGAUUUAGAACUAGUGUGAUUGGAUUUAGAAGAACCUGUGGAGUUGGAUUUAGAACUAGUGCGAAGAUGAUGGCUGAUACUUCUGCCGGAGAGAAACGUAUAUCCUUAGUUGAUAUGCCGCCUGAGAAAGUUGAUGAUGGUGGAUACAUCGGUGGUGGUUGGAAAAAUGACGAUGGAAGCUUGAGCUGUGGGUACUGUAGUUUCAGAGGGAAAAGAUCUACGAUGGAAGAUUUCUAUGAUGUCAAAGCUUCCACAAUUGAAGGCCAAACAGUUUGCAUGUUUGGAAUAUUUGAUGGUCAUGGUGGUUCACGUGCUGCUGAGUACUUGAAGGAACACCUCUUUAACAAUCUUAUGAAGCAUCCACAAUUUUUGACAGACACCAAGCUGGCAUUAAAUGAAACAUAUAAACAAACUGAUGUAGCAUUCCUCGAGUCAGAAAAGGAUACUUACAGAGAUGAUGGCUCCACAGCAUCUGCUGCUGUGUUGGUGGGGAACCAUUUAUAUGUUGCAAAUGUUGGAGACUCGAGGACAAUAGUUUCCAAAGCUGGGAAAGCGAUCGCGCUAUCUGAUGACCAUAAGCCAAAUAGAAGCGAUGAAAGAAAGCGAAUUGAAAGCGCUGGUGGUGUUAUCAUGUGGGCAGGAACAUGGAGAGUAGGUGGGGUGUUGGCAAUGUCCCGGGCCUUUGGUAACAGAAUGCUGAAGCAAUUCGUUGUUGCUGAACCCGAGAUACAAGAUCUAGAGAUAGAUCAUGAGGCUGAGUUGCUUGUACUUGCAAGUGACGGUUUAUGGGAUGUGGUACCCAAUGAGGAUGCAGUAACCCUUGCUCAGAGCGAGGAGGAGCCCGAGGCAGCUGCCCGCAAGUUAACUGACACUGCCUUCGCUCGUGGCAGUGCAGACAACAUCACGUGCAUUGUUGUUAAAUUCCGUCAUGAUAAGACCGAAUCUCCUAAAAUCGAACCAAAUGCCAUGGCUGAAGCGGAACCUGAACUGAACCCCACAGCUGAAGUGGAACCCGAGUCAAACCUCAAUACUGAAAUGGAAACUGAAUCAAGCCCCAAAGCUGAAGUGGAAUCCAAUCCUGAUGCUAUACCCGAUCCAAAACCGGAAACCGAACCAGAGACCAAGGGUGAGAAAGCAGGUGAGUAAGGUAGCAGCCAGGGAAAGGUGUCCAUAUUGCUGUAGCCAUGUGGAAACAGAUGAAUAUAAAUUUGCUUAGUAGUUGUGUGGUUUGUGGCUACCUGUAACGUGUGAGGAUUUGUGUUUUUGGUUUUGUGUUGCAUUCAUGCACAUGCCUAUGCCUGCCAUGAGGACGACGACGAAUGUCCUCGAUUUUUGUCUAUUCAUUUUACUCUAUUUUGUUUUGUUGGUGCUACUCACACCAAAAACUACACAUUUGUUCACUGUUUCUCCCACUUCUUUCUAUCUUUUAUUUAAAACACCUUCCAUUCCAAUAAACUUUGUUUUUGUAA